AUGAAUCUUCAUGUGCGGCCAUUAUUCACGAAAACCGCGCCUCGACCCCCUUUUUCAGCUCACGGGCACGCAUUUCUUCGUCCAUCUGUUGUUUUCCUCGCUCCUCGAGUAGUCAAUGGCGGAAAAGAAAUUAGUCUGCAGGAGCGUAAGCUGGCAAGAGCCCGCAAUCAUUCCCCGCUUCAAGUGAGCCGCGGAGGUCAGGGAAAUCGCGUGCGCUGCUCCGCGACUAAUAACGGGCAGUCCUCAACAGCCGCGGGCGCGGAAGACUGGGUGGCGCGCUAUGCGGACGCGCUCAGGCUGCUGCCGCUCGCAGCGGGCGCGGCGGGCGGAGCCGUAGUGCUGGUCAACCGCGUGGUGUGGGGCAUUCCUGCCGUCGCUGACGCGGGCAGCGCGCAGGCACGUGCUGACGUCAUCUGCCUUGUCCUGGCCGCCUCUAUGGUGCUGUCGGGACUCUCGUGGCUGGCGCUGCGACCCAAACCACAGACCCCGGUGGCCCUCAAUGGUGUUCCCUGCUACCGCAUGCUGCCAUCCCUGCCUCAACCCAUUCAACAAGAGCUGAACUGGGCCUGGACUUCACUCAGUUUCAACACUCCCUGCCGCGCUCUAGUUCUAAUUUUCAAGGGACAGUGUAUUCUGCAGGCAGGCUGCAUGGCUCCAGUUUCCAGCAUGCCCGGCGUCACUACCACUGUUGAUGCUGCUGCCGCUGCAGUGGACACUAAGAAGCUUCUCUCAGGCUCCAUCUGUUCCACGGCUCUCAAGUCUGGACGGCCAAAUUAUCUAGCUAACCUAAUCUUGUUCCCAGCAAGAUACGAGCUUUUCGAUUUUCUUCCAGACAACACGCAGGCAGCUAUAGUACAGCCCCUAGGGGAUGGAGAUGGGGUGAUUAUUAUGGGCAGCGAUACUAUCAGAGGCUUCACGCCUCUCCAUCAGGUGUGUUACCGCACCACCAUUCAGCAUUUCCUCUUGGCCUUUUAG
This is a messenger RNA of Closterium sp. Naga37s-1, 975 nucleotides long. Lineage: Eukaryota; Viridiplantae; Streptophyta; Zygnematophyceae; Desmidiales; Closteriaceae. The record is from the annotation of a GenBank genome assembly.